Molecule: messenger RNA, 1205 nt
Organism: Daldinia vernicosa
Lineage: Eukaryota; Fungi; Ascomycota; Sordariomycetes; Xylariales; Hypoxylaceae
Product: DNA-binding protein
Exons: 3
Coding region: 276-1064 (262 amino acids)
Cellular component (GO): zeta DNA polymerase complex
Source: RefSeq, a predicted model, not a curated record
GGUACGUCAGGUACAUCAGGUACAAAUUAUUAAAUGUACCUUCUACAGGUAGGUGGAAGUACAUAAGGUACCUAUCAAUGUAGGUACGAGGUACGAUACAUGCAUGUACCUACUGUCAUUAACGGGACCUAAUCUGCUACCUAAUGCAGGGCACUUGGUGUCACUUAACUAUUUAUUUUAACGGGAACUCUCACCAAUCAAAUAAACAAACGAUCUUGCGCCAAAGCCAUAAGCCUCCAAGGGGUGACGCUACCUAUACCUAACUCCUUACAACAAUGGCCUCGCUACAAAGCCAGCAGCAGCCUCACGAAGAGCAGCAAUCAGUACCUCUCAGCCAAGCUAACAACCUCUUAACUUCAUUCGCCCAAUUCCUCACAAUUUGCAUCCACAAUAUCCUCUACUACCGCUCUAUCUACCCAGCUCAGACAUUUCUCACCAGCCGAGCAUAUAACCUACCGGUCCACCAGUCAAGACACCCGAAAGUAUGUUCGUGGAUCCGCGACGCCGUAGAUGCCGUAAAGGGGCAGCUCGUCCUAGGUGUUGUGGAGCGCAUUGCUGUAGUCAUAUAUGACGGACAGGCGAGGGUAAUGGAACGAUGGAUGUUUGAUGUUGCCAACUUCCCCGCGUGGAAAGGCUUCAAGGAAGCAAGGGGACCAAGAAUAGAAGAAGAAGAAGACGAACUUGUCGAAGGGGCCGUCAACGCUGAGAGCGGCGUAGAGGGAAAAGUAAAUUGGGCAAACGUGGACGAACAACUACGUGCUACUGUGAGGAAGCUAGCAUAUGCUGCUGAAAAGAUGACACCGCUUCCAGAUGGAUGUACUUUCACUAUCGCAGUGGAACUACGAGAUGAAGGUGAAGCGCCAAUAGGGCAUCCGCAACCUUGGAUACCCUCACAAUCCAACCUACAAACGAGAUCUAGAGACAACCCAGUACCUGGUCAAGAUGUUGGAGGAGCUAAGACGACUCCCCUCCGUGCAGUAGAAGCCGGGCCUUUGUUCUUUGAAUGCUGGGUUGAAGAAGGCAAAGCCAAAGAACAAUUAUCAUCUCCCUCAUCAAGCGAAUAGAAAGUCACGUCUCCAUGCUUUAAUGCUAUUUGUUCAGUGUGAGUUGACGUUAUUUUGGAAAUGUUAUAUUAGUAUGAAUAAUGUGAUACUGUAGUCCUGUCGUGGUAAGUCUGGUAUAUCAGCAUUCUUGUUUCGACAAUC